AUGGCUUUCAUUUGUCGUAAUAUUGACAACGCCAGUCAAUUAAAAUUCUGGCCGGAUGUUAUGUUCUCAUCACCAGUAGAAAGGUAUAUAAAUGAACUUGGCGAUGUUCAUUCUAUCCAUCCAGAUUCUUUGGCUAUUGUACUUGUUAAUCUUGUUGCUGCAACAUUAGAAUUUUCUUAUGUUUUACGAGCGAAUUCCAUUAGUAAUAAAAUACCGACAAACUUGUUCAAUUUAAUUGUAGCUCGAUCAUCGUAUGGUAAAUCUGAUUUAACAAGAUUAUUACGUGAUAUGCUAAAAACUGUUGUUUUACAUCGACCAACAAAAUUUCUUUCAACAAGCCAAAUCGCUGUAGGUAGUCAAGUUAAUGCAAGUUUGGAUGAAAUGUCAAAAGCUGGAUUAAUGUCAGGAUUAGAUGAAUGUUGUCGCACCGUCAUUUGUGAUGAAGCCGAUAUGACAUUUGCAGAUGUUGGUUUAUUUCUAUCGAAUAACGCCUGUCCUUUAGUUAUGACAUUAUUUGAUCGUGUUUCGCAUGCCUACAUUAGGCAACUAGCGAACCGUUCUGUGUCGGGUUGCUCAACUGGUGAUAUCAUUUCGAACAUGAUUAUUCGUAUGAAAUCUGGUGCAUGUUUUGAUCCAGCUAUUGGUCGAUUUAUCUUCUGGCCUCUCGAUGGACCAGUCAUUCCUGAUAAAUUGAUGCAACGACAAAUUGACAAUAAUUUAUCUGCUUCUCUCCAUCAGUUUGUUGUCACUUUAUCAUUUGUCGAGAAUGCAAUAUUCUCGUUUGAAGAUGAUGCAAUUGCCGAAAUGAUUACGUGGGGUAAUAUGUGCAAACAAAGAAGUUUUGACGAACGCAAUACAAACGAAAGUUUGUCUGCCCGUUUAGGCAAGGCUGUGCAACAUGUGUAUCGUAUGGCAUCUUUUUUACAAACAAUUGAAAUUGGUUUCGACAUUUGUCAAGACUAUAUAGAACAUUAUCAGCACUUUCCAACAGAUGGUACAAUUAAUGCUGAUUUUAUCGAUAAUAUUUCAGAUCUUUUUCAUUUAAAAUAUCCUUGUCAAUUUCGAUUACAUGAACCUGAUCCAUUUCAAAUUUCGAAAGAUGUUGCCCUUCGUGCAAUUGACUUGAUAUCUUGCAAUAUGCGUCAGUUUAUCAUGUUAUUCGACAAUACAUAUGCUCCAAAAGUAUCGUCUAUAGGUCGACAAGUUAUCGUACUUUCACCAGAUCAACAAAAAAGUUCGUCCGAUGAUCCAUCUUCAAUUCAACAUAAAGAGUUUAUGAAUUUGAAACUGUUCGUUCAUACGGCACAAAACAAUGACUUUGGUGAAAAUGAUAUAGAAGAAACCAUUGUUACCAUGUCGUCAUCUUAUACGAAUCAAUCCAACAAAUGUUCAUCUCAUAUUCCACUUCAAGUAGAAGAAAAUCUAUUUGAUAAUCUUAAUUUUUUUGAUGAAGAACAGAAUGAACAUUCGAAUUAUAUUAACAUUCAUCAUGAAAAACAAAAUAAAAAUUUAAGUAAUGUUGGCGUUUGUGAAGCUAUAGAAAAUAUUAGUUUGAUUGAUGUAAAUAUUUUUCAUGAAGAACAAAACUAUGAUAUGCAUAGUGCUGAUACUUCUGAUGUUCAAGAAAAUAUUAAUUUGAACAAUAUUAACAUUUUUCAUCAAGAGCAAAAUAAUGAUAUACAUAUGUUUGAUGUUCCUGAUGUUGAAGAAAAUAUUAACUUGAAUAAUAUUAAUAUUUGUCACCAAGAAUCAAAUAAUGAUUUAAAUCAAUCUGACGGUUCUGAUGUCGAUAAAAAUAUUAAUUUGACCACUGGCAGUAUUAAUCAUCAUGAAAAAAAUGAUGAUUUAAAUAGAUUUGAUGUUUCCAGUAUCGAAGAAGAUAUAAUUUCAAAUGAUACCAAUAUUCGUAAUAAAAAAAAACGUAAUCAUUUAAAUAAUAUCUUUUCCAGUCCGGCAGCCUGGCGAACACGAUCAAAAUCAAAAACAGCAACUGUAAUGGAUCAAGAAAUAACUAUGGUUAAGAAAAUUGAUCGAUAUAAUAAUAUUAUUGAAAUAAAGCGUAAACGUAAAAAAGAUGAUAAACCAAAAAACUCUUCUAAUAAAAGAACUCGGAAUUAA
This is a messenger RNA of Rotaria sp. Silwood1, 2118 nucleotides long. The record is from the annotation of a GenBank genome assembly. NCBI's taxonomy places the organism in Eukaryota, Metazoa, Rotifera, Eurotatoria, Philodinida, Philodinidae.